AAUCAGAAUCGGACGCAGAUCAGAGAGAAACUAAAAUCUACUGACAGGAGAGAAAAGUUCAUGGUGGAGUUUCUGAGGAGCGCGGAGGAGCACAUGAAGCCCAAGCUGAACAUGGAAAGUUUGAGCAAGCCGGAGUUGCUGAUGCUUUUCAGCAUCCUGGAGGGAGAGCUGGAGGCCCGGGACCUGGUCAUCGAUGCCCUGAAGGGGCGAGUUCCAGAGCUCUGGAGGAGGGUCACCGGCAGACUGAGCUGAGCCGUAAACUCGACAAGGAAAAGGACGCAUGUCACGCCUUGGAAAAAGAGCUGGAGGAUGAGAGGAGGCGAACGCUUCGGAUGGAAGCGCGAGUGGAGGAGCAGCUGGCUGAGUUUGACACGGAGCGAGAGCAACUCCGCUCACGCUUAAAGAAGGAGGAGGCUCACUGUCAAAAGCUACAACAGCAGGUAGAGGAGCUGAAGAGGAAUCUGGAGGAGGUGAACAUGGUGACAGAUGCGGCACCAGUUGAGGAAGAGGAGAAGGAGUGGGCCACCAAAGUUCCUCCAGGAAAAACAACAGUAGACACUAUCGAUAUCGAGGACAUUGAGGAAGACAGAAACCAGCCCUUGCAACCAAAGGUCAACGGUCAUCAUUGUCCAAUGGAGACCAACGGGCACCACGGCCCAAACAACGUUCUCUCAGAGCCGAUGUGCCAAGAGAACGGGAAUGAAACCCCAGUUCACCAGAACCAGAGGUCAUUCUCCCCCUCCGCUCUGCCUCCUUCCUCCCCAUGCGCCUCACCUGUUCUUGCCAAACGUCCAGCAGGCAGCCCCAGUCCUGGUAGCUACCAGUCUCCCUACCAGGCCGGGAUCAACCAGCGCUUCCAUGCCGCUCGUCACAAGUUCCAGGGUACGAUUGACCCAGAACCUCAGUCCCAGGCCGCCCCGCCGGCUCCUCCUCUCUCGCCAAAGGAACUCCCCACUGUGACCAGCACCUCCUCCCCGGAGGUCAGCCCAGUUAAGCAGAUGGCCCGCAGCACAGUCACCCAGGUCCUGUCUCGCUUUACUACUGUCCAGCAGAAUGCCGCACCGAAGCUCGCGGCACCAAACAACUCGCCCUUUGGUACAGACUACCGCAGCCUGGCAGCGCCCUUGUCUCCCGUCAUCGGAAGGGCAGCGGUGGCUCUUCCCCAGGGGAUCAGAUCCCCCAUCAUCCCCAGGGCGGACAGGGGCAAUCCUCCACCCAUCCCCCCUAAGAAGCCCGGCCUGGCACAGGCCCCUCCGUCCCCGGCGACGGUUCCCAGGUCUUCCGGCCAUUUUUCCGACAGCCCCCUCUCAGGCAGCUGUGGCCUCACCUCCAGUCAGGAGGGAGUCAAAGAACUGGACAUUGUGGUUUCAUCCAAUUAAGUGAUCACAAUGAAUUUGUCAGCUGCUGCUCUGCUCGUGACAUCACAGUUUGAACCACAUCUCAAAAUUGAGAUUGAGACAUUGUUUUGCAUGAGACAGGAUUUAUAUCCUGUGUUUAUUUGAAUAAAGGUCCCCUCAAACACUGUUACGUUAUUUGUAUUUAUUAGAAUUUUUUAUCAUAGGACUUAAGGCACUCGUUUAGGUAUUGGUUAAGGAGCUGAUGCUAAUGUGCAGCUACAUCUGAUAGUUUAGUUUCCAAAUGUGCCAACACCAUAUGCUGGUGGUUACAGCUUCCUGCUACAGUCUUUUUAAUGGUGUGUUAUUUCCAAAGAAAACAACUUAUUAACUAACAAUGUGUUACUUCUUUCCCUCAUUACUUUGUCUCAAGUUUAUAUGUGGAUUUUAAUUACAACAAAUAAUCGUCAUAAAUACUCCUUGGACCAAUGUAUGCUACAUAGUCCUGUUUCAUUGUACAGAAAUGUUUAUAAAAGUGUAUAGUUUAUUUUAUAUUUGUUCCUUAGUGUAUCAUGUAUAAUAGUUUUAUACAACAGAUAUUCUGAUCAGUGUUAUACAUCAUUUAGUAUUUUAAUGUUGUUAAUAAUGAUAAAGAUCAUGUAGAUUACAUGCAGUCACCAUGAGUGAUGUUUUUUUUAUUGGUAAUAUUCAGAGAGCAGGGUGGCUGAUGGUUGAUAUAAUGAUAUAAUAUUGAUACUAUGAACAAUUUAACCAUAACACGAGACAGAAAUUAGCCGAACUUUUUAAACAAUUAGUCACUUUUCAAUUUUCACUUCAAUGUCUGCAGAUAUUUUCUGUUACCGUUGUACAAUAUGUUUAAGAUGCUGAUGUCUUGCCUUUGUCAUUUAUAAAGAAAAACACUGCAAAUAUCA
Platichthys flesus (European flounder) is the source of this 2266-nucleotide messenger RNA. Its product is annotated as CTTNBP2 N-terminal-like protein. The record is from RefSeq and is a predicted model, not a curated record. NCBI's taxonomy places the organism in Eukaryota, Metazoa, Chordata, Actinopteri, Pleuronectiformes, Pleuronectidae.